Messenger RNA from Phialemonium atrogriseum, 3798 nucleotides. RefSeq lists its product as uncharacterized. Lineage: Eukaryota; Fungi; Ascomycota; Sordariomycetes; Cephalothecales; Cephalothecaceae. The coding region runs from base 1 to 3798 and encodes 1265 amino acids. The transcript has 3 exons. The record is from RefSeq and is a predicted model, not a curated record.
AUGGAUUCCUUCAUCCCCAUGGGUGGCUUUCAGCUGCCCUUCCAGAGACGACUCAGCAGGCUCUAUAACGACACCAAGAAGUCCUCAGACUUCGUCAAAGAGCCGGUUCAGAAUGCCGAAGACCCAGAGAUCAAGGCCCUCCACAGAAAGCUGCGAAUCCAGAAGGACCGGCUCGUCAGCUGGGGCCUUGAGUGGUCGGACCCCAGCCAGUCGGCCGAGAUCUUGAUCGACUCGUCCCUCUCCAAGGCCGGCCUGAGUGAGGUUGUGGGUAGUAUCAUGUCAACCAUUAAGGACAUUCUUGCUGAGGCCGAGCCCCUGUGGCACAGUUCUCGGAAGCUGGCGGGGAGCGAGAAGGGCUACGAGUCGGAGAAGUCUCGAGACCAGAAGUUUCCCUUGGUUGUCUGGGAUAAGGGGCGUUUUGAGGAUCUCGUCCGGGACCUGACCACCUCCAUCGACACGCUGUACGACUUGUCGCGGACGAGGUCAUCGUAUGCUCAGUCGUCCGAAGUCGCACGCCAGCGGCUCUUCAAAACGACCUCGGCCGAAGAUCUUCGCCCCUUUGAAUCCUCCAGGAUGCAAACGCCGCAGUUGAUCGACCCUCAAACCUUGACCAACUUGCGCGACAUGCAGGCGGAGCCCAUGACCGAGGUCGCUCGGGACGAACGCUCGAGAGAAAUCGUCUUCAUGAGCAGGCAGGCCUAUUCGGAGCUAACCAGUGGUUCGGCUAACCGCCAGCAACACUCGCCCCUCCUCCUGGAGUUCGCAGCCUUCGACCCCAUUUACUCCAUGACCGGCGUCAUGCCCCCAAUGACUCGCUUCGAGAAGAUGUCGGCCGGAUUACAGAGAGAACCACAGCGGUCACCUGGGUCGUGGAGCGGCCUUCCCCAGCUCCUGGGUUACUUCGAAGACAUGGAGCAUUCGCGCCUCGGCCUGGUCUAUCAGUUCCCUACGACAUUCAACCCGGUGUCAUUCGAGCAUCUGACCCAAAAUCCGCUCUACAAUCUCUGCUCUCUCGCCGAUCUCCUUGCGCGUCCGGACUUUGAGCCGAAACUAGAGGCCAAGUUCCGCCUGGCCUCCAACUUGGCGAAUACUGUUUUUGACAUGCAUGCCCGGGGCAUUACCCAUGGUGAUCUCACUGACGAGAACAUCUCCUUUUGCAACGCAGUUGGUACAGAUCCUGGCGUGAGCGGGCUGACUACUGGAGAGGUGGACAUACGGAGACCUCUCCUAUCAUCCUUCGACCUUUUCUCGGAUGCGAAUUCUCUUCCCCCCACAGGCCCCUUCUCCCUAUACAAGCAUCCCCUCGACCCCCGAGCAACAAUCCGGUCCCCGCUCGCAGUCAAUUCCGAGUCGCAGGCCUUCGACCUCCACGGUCUCGCCAUGCUGCUUCUCUCGAUCGGGCUGUGGACGAAGCUCGAAGACCUCGCCCCCAAUCCCGCAUCGCUCACGGUUCCCGAAUCUGUCCUCGAACAACUCGCCAUCCGGUGCGGCACCCUCUACACGAAGGCGGUGCAGACAUGCUGGAAUGCAGUGGAUCAAGAGAUGGAGGGUCAUAUUGGGGGUGAACAAGUCAUUGCUCGAGCGCAGCUCAGGGCCAGCCGAUAUCUGGAGGCGUGCUGUAUCCUGGACGGUGUCAGCAACCUCGAGGAGCGGCUGAGCGACGACCUCGGCGAGGCCAGAUCUCAAAUGUCGUGGUUGACUACUAUGACGGCAGCUGGCUCUUCCAAAGCAGAUGGGCCGUCGAAAGCUAGCAAGUCCGAGAAGCCCCUUGACAGCACCACCACGUCAAGCAGCCCUGCCCAGCAGCAGCCCGUCGGGACGCAAAAGAGAAGCGACGGUAAGACACCCCGGGUGUUUCGCGAAGCGGCAGAACCAACUCCUAAAAAACCGUCCCCCAAGAUGCGUCUCUACCCUCAGGUCCGCUUUCGGCCAGAAGUCAUUGAUCAGUGGAACACAUUUAUCAUGCCACAGAUCAACAUGGCCCUCAGCCAUUUCUACCGCAAGCACCCCGAGACGGUUGAGAUUUCCCUCGAGUCCGUCGGCGAGUCCCCGCUGAAGACCCAACCUACCGUCAUCGUCAUUUGCAACUCCGUGAAUAAGGUCCGGGCCAUACUUAAGCAGAAGCUUGGCGUUCUGUUUGACGGAAGCACGGGGUUUGGGCUGAAAGUGUGCAAGGGGCAGGUCCGGCGCUCGAGGAACUGCGCUGUGGGUCGAAGAAGCAUGGCCAGGGGAGGUGCCGACGACGGUGGAGACGCAGACGAGACCGUGGCGGCCAAUCCGGAUUUCCAGGAGCGGCCACGCAACGGAGCCAGCAUCGGAGCAUGGAUCGGGGACCGACACCUGCCGCCCGUCAGCUUUGGGGGGGUCAUCAUGGUGGACGACAAGCCGUACGGAAUGACGGUCCAUCACAUGCUAGACGACCCGGACCAAGAUGAAGACAUGGAUGAGACCAGGGGCUUGCCUCGGAGCAUGGCGAGGCAGCAAAGCGAAGUGCUAGACCUGGCAGCCUGGUAUGCCCAGCAGUACCAGACCACCGAUUCCGAGGCCGAGAACAGCGGCGCCGAGGAGGAGGAGGACUUUGCGUGCGAGUUCUCGGAUUCCGAUUCUGAUUCCGAUUCCGGCUCGUAUACCGAGUCGGCAUUCACAAGCGAGUCAUCAGAUUAUGGCGAGUUCGGAGAGGAAGAGGACCAGUUCAGGGAGCCUGGCGACAUCCCGGGCGUCUCACCGGGCUGCGAGGCCGGGUAUAUGGUGACGCAGCCCGCCCUGGACGACGUCGAGGAAGGCUUCUAUCCUUCACCAGAGACCCAAGACGAAGAUCACCUGGAUACCUACAGCUUGGGCAAAGUCUAUGCCUCGAGCGGGAUUCGACGGCGGUGUGACGACGGACUCAUCCACGAAGUGGACUGGGCCCUCUUCGAAUUCCACGACGACCGGCUGCCCGCCGACAACUCGAUCCCCCGCGUGAAGUCGCGGCCGCAUGGUGCGUCGAAAGGCCAAAGAAAGCAAUCGGCCGUCUCCCCCGGCGAGCCUACCCUUCAUCCCACGGCAGUAGCCCCAGCGUCGGCCCUCCCAGGGCUCGAGGUGCAGUGCAUGGCUAGGACAAGUGGGCUGCAGACGGGCGUCGUCCUCCAGACCCUCAGCUCUGUCAAGAUAUACGGGCGCCAGUCGGCAAGCCACACGUACCAGAUCAGCGGCACGCCAUCGGCGCCGAGGCCGUCAUCCACGAGAGGCGCAAGAAGCGGCGAACACCAGCGGCCGCUCCCGAUGGGCGUCCCCGGCGACAGCGGCGCCUGGAUCGUGGACCGCGAGCAUGGCCACGUGUGCGGGCACGUCCUCGCGUGGAGCGAGCGCAAACGCGUGGCCUACAUGUGCCCCAUGGAAGUGCUGCUCAAGGACAUCGCCGAGACGCUGGAUGCGGGCGAGAUCCGCCUGCCCGGCGGCGAGGUCGUCGUCACCGGACCUGCCCUGUACGACAGCCGGUCCGUCGGCGGGUUAACGGACCUCGGUGAGGAAGCGGACGACGGGUCGGUGCAGGGCUGGGUGUUACGCAACGACGGGUCGGACCCGCAGAGCUUGGAGGCCGUGUUCGGUGGCGGGCCUGGAGGCUUGCGGCAGGCGCGGAAGCAUCGGCGACGGCAGCGGCGCGAGGUGCCUGCCUCGGAGAUGGGUGGCGGGGGUGUUGGCGAGGAAUUGGAUGAUGAGGGCGUGGAGAUGCAAGUUGCUGAUGUCGCCGAUGAGAUUGGCAAGUUGCAGAUUUCAGGAAAGGAGGAGCUCCAUGGGGAGAGAGUACCGGUUUGA